AUAGUAUGUAAGUAAGUCACGUUGCAAUUUAUAAACUCAUAAAUUCGUUUAUUUGUAACAUAAAUAUUAUUAAGUUUAUUAUUAAAAAUAAAGCAUAGAUAUUCAAUUUUUAAUUAAAAUAAAAAAUAAUAAAAAAAAUUUAAUGAAAUAUUUAUUUCAUAUUUGUUAAACAAAUUAAAAAAAACUUGUAAAAAUAUUUUUUAGAAUGAAUUGCAUGAUAUUUAGAUAUAUUACUUCGAUAUGUAGAAAUAAUAUUAAUUUUGAUACUUAUAGAAAAAUUAAUACUAUUUUCACAUCAUGUAAUGAUGCAUUAACAACACAUGUAUUUAUGACAAAAUUCAGUUUACAGUUAUAUCAUAAAAAUUCAUUACAUACUACCAAAGUUCGAUUUAAAGAAAUUAAGUCUAAUUUAAAAUUAUUUGAGAAUCAAAAUAAUUAUUCUUCUGUUCAAUUGAAGAAAAGACCUAAAAAAAGAAAAUCUCUUUCUACUUAUGAAGAAAUUAAUACUUCAUAUCGUAUAAAAGCAUUGGCUACUUCAGAAGAAUAUAAUUUAGAAUCUUUAGUGGAAGGUCUCAUUGAACAAAAUUUAUACAUGCCAAGUAGUAUAAAUAUAUCAACAAGUUCUUUACCAGAUGUUAUACAUGCUGUGGCAAAGUAUGAAGUAAACCAUGAACCAAGAGAAAUUUUCUUUUUUCGAGAAGGUACCAUAGUAAUGUGGAAUAUUUCUGAACUUGAAUGUGAAAAUUUAUUAGAAUUCUUAAAAAAAUAUGAACAAAAUCGUUACAUGGAUUAUGAUGUACAAUCUGAGAGUGAAGUGAUGUGUUACAAUUAUGCAGAACAUGGAAAAAGAAAUCAUAUAAAAAAUGGUAACAUUAUUUUAGCUUUAGAUGCAACAAAAUUAGAUAAGUAUACGUUUUCUAAUGCAAUUGCACAAUCAGUCAAAUUAGGCAUAUGGGAAGCAUCUUUAGAUAAUUAUAUAGAUUCUAUAGAAUUUGUUACUGAAGAUUUAAAAGCUGGUAAAAAGUUAAAAAUGACUCAACAUGAAGUAUUAAAAAAACAAGGGGAAUUAUUUGCAUUGCGGCAUUCUAUUAAUUUGAGCUCAGAUUUAUUAGAUAUUCCAGAUUUCUAUUGGGAAAGGGAAGAUUUGGAACAACUUUAUCAGGAAACUUGUUCGUAUUUUAAUAUUGCAAAACGCACAAGAGUAAUAAAUGAAAAAUUAAAUCAUUGUGUGGAGCUUGUAGCAAUUUUAUCUUCACAUUUAAGUGAUCGUCAUCACAUUCGUUUAGAAUGGAUGAUUAUUAUUCUUAUUAUGGUUGAAGUUGUUUUUGAAAUAUUACAUUAUAUUGAUAAGUAUCUUUCAUAAUAUAAUUAUAUAUAAAAUAAUUGAUAAUAAUAAUUAAUAGUAAACAUUGUGUAUUUAAUUGUAAAAAAAUACAUAUAUGUAUAAAAAAAGUCAUAUAUUUAUAAAAAUAGAUAUAUA
Molecule: messenger RNA, 1480 nt
Organism: Apis dorsata (giant honeybee)
Lineage: Eukaryota; Metazoa; Arthropoda; Insecta; Hymenoptera; Apidae
Product: required for meiotic nuclear division protein 1 homolog
Exons: 5
Coding region: 206-1363 (385 amino acids)
Biological process (GO): positive regulation of mitochondrial translation
Source: RefSeq, a predicted model, not a curated record